GGAAAGGUUGCCUUUGUUUAAAAAAACCUUUGUUUAAAAAUCAGAAUAUAUGUUAUGGUCUAAUCUUUGUUUAAGAAAAAGCUCUAAAACAUUGAAAGAAGUUUGGAAAGAUAUACUCCAAAUGGUUUUCUUUGGGUGGAGGAAUUAUUGGUGAUUAAAUAAAACACUUCCUUUUAAUCCAAACUUUCUGUAACAAGCAAUUUCAUUGUCAUAAUUAGAAAGACAUUUUCAUUUUGGGAAAAAGCACAGAAACAGGGACAUCAAUUUGGUACAAAUGCAGAUGGAUCACUUUAGAAACAGUUCAAAAUUGAAUAUUAAAAGGCCUUCUGUGGGCUUCCCUGGUGGUGCAGUGGUUGAGAGUCCGCCUGCCGAUGCAGGGGACACGGGUUCGUGCCCUGGUCCGGGAAGAUCCCACGUGCCGUGGAGCGGCUGGGCCCGUGAGCCAUGGCCGCUGAGCCUGCGCAUCCAGAGCCUGUGCUCCGCAAUGGGAGAGGCCACAACAGUGAGAGGCCCGGGUAUCGCAAAAAAAAAAAAAAAGGCCUUCUGUUUUGUUUUAAUAUAGUGUGAGGACUGGAACAGGUCAUAUCUACAGGGAGAUACAGCAGAUAUGGACUAAGUGAUUGCAGUGUUUCAGGGUAAACAUUAUAAAAAUAAACAAAUGAGGCAACUAAUGGAAUGUGAUAGACAGGAUGCCUGAGUAAUUACUAUAAAUGCUGUGCCCCUUUUCUGUCAGAGACCCAGGAAAGACUUUAACUUCUAGGUCUAUUAAUCUGGCUUCUGUCACUGGUCAGAGUUAGUGGCACUUUAUGUUCUAAAUCAUAAAUGCAUGAUUUGCCCUUGGUAUGCUCUAGCAAUUUUGUUCUCUUUCCAUCAAAGUUUGUUAUCUCAUUGAAAGAAUGUAAAAUGUAUGGAUUGGUGAUAUCACACAGGUGGGUGUCUACAGUCUUGAGAAUUUGACAUGCAGGUGGGAAUUUUACCAUGUGGGAAUUUACUUGAGUUCUUAGACUGCCAACAGGUCAGCCUCAGCCGUGGUCCCUAUAAAUAAAGUUCAGGAGUGACACUGAAUUCUGGACUCUUGGAAGAUCCUUGACUAUGCGAUUGAUCCUGUUUUUUGGUGUCCUUUGGGGGCAUAUCUACUGUGGAGAAACAUCUGUGGGAGACCAAGUUCUUGAGAUCACACCAAGGAAUGAAGAACAAAUAAAAACUCUGGUGGAAUUGGAGGCUGAAGAACAUCUUCAGAUAUCUCUUGAUUUCUGGAAAUCACCCACCAUCCCAGGAGACACAAUCCAUGUCUGAGUUCCCUUUGUCAGCAUCCAGGCAGUCAGUUUCCUUAAAUCCGAGGGAAUUGCUUAUUCCAUUGUGAUUGAAGAUGUUCAAGUUCUCUUGGACAAGGAGAAUGAAGAAAUAUUACUCAGAGAAGAGAACAGAAUGUUAACUUCAACUUUGAGGCUUAUCUAUACCUUGGAAGAGAUUUCCUGAGAAAUGGAUAACCUCGUUGCUGAGCACCCUGGUCUAGUGAGCAAAAUGAACAUUGUCUAUUCUUUCAAAAACCGGCCCAUGAACGAGCUCAAGUUCAGCACGGGAGGAGACAAGCUGGCUAUCUGGCUAGAGGCUGGGAUCCAUGCCGGUGAGUAGGUUACACAAGCUACUGCACUGUGAACUGCAAAUAAGAUUGCCUCUGAUUAUGGAAAUGACCCAUCCAUCACUUUAUUGGAUAUGAUGGACAUCUUCCUGCUCUCUGAUGGCUAAGUGUUCUCUCAAACAAAGAAUCGUAUGUGGCAGAAGACCCAGUUCAAGGUAUCUGGAAGCCUCAGUGUUGGUGUUGAUCCUAACCGGAACUGGGAUGUGGGUUUUGGAGGACCUGGAGCCAGCAACAACCCUUGCUCUGACUCAUACCAUAGACCCAGUGCCAACUCUGAAGUUGAAGUGAAAUCCAUAGUGGACUUUACCAAGAGUCCUGGAAAAGUCACGGCCUUCAUUACCUUCCACAGCUAUUCCCAGCUGCUGAUGUUCCCCUAUGGGUAUACAUGUGCCGAGUCACAUAAAUUUGAUGAGCUGUCAGAUGUGGCCCAAAAGGCUGCCCAGUCUCUGACAAGCCUGCACAGCACCAAGUACAAAAUGGGACCUGUCUGCUCAGUCAUCUACCAAGCCAGUGGAGGAAGCAUUGACUGGUCCUAUGACUCUGGAAUCAAAUAAUCAUUUGAAUUUGAACUGGGAGACACAGAUCGAUAUGAGUUCCUUCUGCUGGCCAAUCAGAUCUUACCCACAGUGAAAGAGACCUGGUUUGGCUUGAAGACAGUCAUGGAGCAUGUGUGAGACCACCCCUAUUAA
This is a messenger RNA of Lagenorhynchus albirostris (white-beaked dolphin), 2331 nucleotides long. RefSeq names its product carboxypeptidase A2 (gene CPA2). Gene Ontology annotation, molecular function: zinc ion binding; metallocarboxypeptidase activity. Gene Ontology annotation, biological process: proteolysis. The record is from RefSeq and is a predicted model, not a curated record. Lineage: Eukaryota; Metazoa; Chordata; Mammalia; Artiodactyla; Delphinidae.